CAUAAAUUUACAUGGUGCCGUUCCUACGUCUGAUUUUGUCAUGGACCUCUGGCCAUUAUAUCGACACAGCCAGCCAACCCUUUCCUUAGUUGGACUCACGCUGUGCUGUGAAGUUGGCAAAAAAUAUACAAAGUUCACGCUGCCUUGUUGGUUGCAUAACCGACGAGGAUGCAAAUCACCCGUAAAGAUAUUUGUGUGUCUGUGAUAUUUUUUGAUUGAAAGUGUGUCAGAAUGGCAAAGUGCACUCGAAAGUUGACAUUUAAAGGCUCUUAUGCAACUACUACGACAUGCCAGAAGAAGAUGGCCAGGAAAAUUCAGCAAGACGGGGACGUUGUUUCACCAAAUUGUGGAGCUACUUCCAAACUCGGGCUCAAAAUAUGACAGAGAACUUGAUUUCUGGGGAUCCAAAUCAAGUCCGCUUUUUUCUGUAUCCCGACCCUUACAAUCGAGAUUACUUUGAAGAAAUCGUGUACAACAAUGUCGAGUCUUUAGCAAAAGCGAGAUACAGGUUUGGAUCUACAUGGAAAAUCUUGAUUCACGGAUACACCAUGUCUCAGUUUGGGACUUUUCCUCAAAAUGUGAAAAACGCUUAUUUAUCCGAGUAUCGCAGAAGAUUGGAACGGGAUAGGAAUGCAGAAGGCUACAAUGUGUUGAUCGUGGACUGGGCACCAUUGGCUGAUCCCAAACUUUCAGGAAAUGCUAAUUUUCUCCUCAUGUACACCUUCGCAGUACGAAAUGUCCAAGUCGUUGGUCAACGCGUGGGCGAGAUGGUACAUUUUCUUCGACAAAAUGGAGGACUAGAAAGUUACAAAAAAGUCCACAUUGUCGGUUUCUCUCUGGGAGCACACGUCUCUGGAAAUGCAGGAACAACCAUAUUCAACUUGUCGGGAGAAAAAAUUCCAAGAAUCACAGGACUCGACCCUGCUGGUCCCAACUUUUACUUUGAGAUCAAGGCCAUAUCAUCUCCAAAAUUGCGAAAAGACUGUGCCAAGUUUGUUGAUGUGUAUCACUCCAACCAAGGAGAAUUCGGGACAUUGUCAACGUUAGGAAAUGUUGACUUCUACCCCAAUGGUGGUGGCCCAUUUCAGCCCUACUGUUACAAUGAAUUCGUCAAGGCUGGAGAAAAUAGGACGAUGGGAGAAAUGGGAUCCUGUAGCCACAACCGAGCCCCGUUCUAUUUUGCCAAGUCCAUCUCUACUGCUCAACCACAAAUGUAUGCCUGUUCCUGCGACGACUACAAACACUUCAAGAACGGAUGCGACUGUGAGGACAAAGCUGCAUUUGGAGAGUAUUGUGACUCCAAAACAAAGGGGAUGUACUACCUUGACGUCGAUGACGAAGUAAAUUAUUGAAUUCUGCAAAACUAAUGAUCACACAACUUUCAUUUAAUUUCCAGAAAAUAUGUUCCCAAUAAAAUAAAA
This is a messenger RNA of Folsomia candida, 1421 nucleotides long. RefSeq names its product endothelial lipase. The transcript is spliced from 8 exons. NCBI's taxonomy places the organism in Eukaryota, Metazoa, Arthropoda, Collembola, Entomobryomorpha, Isotomidae. The record is from RefSeq and is a predicted model, not a curated record. The coding region runs from base 288 to 1352 and encodes 354 amino acids. Gene Ontology annotation, molecular function: lipase activity.